AUGGAACAAAACACCCUCGCCCGUCGCGGUCUCGGUCUCCGCGGUCUCGACACAGAAAAACUUUCCCCCGGCUACGUCCUCUACACCCCCCUCACCUCGUCCACCACGCAUCUCAUAUCUAGCGCAACCGGCGAAGAAGUCCACCGCUGGACCCUUCCCUACCGCGCCGGCCGUCACGCCCGUCUCCUUCCAGAUGGCAACACCCUCGCCUACAAUGGCGCCCACCCCGCCCCGCCAGACCAACCCUCCUUCCCCAUGUGGUCCAAGUACCGCGGCGGUGUCAUGGCGCACGUCUCCCCCGACGGGACCAUCCUACGCGAGUACCGCGACCCGCUCGCCCACCACGACCAGCUUCACUCCGACGACGGCCGCACCAUCCUCUACACAACCAUGGAGCCUCUAACGCCCGCCGAGGCGGCGCGUGUACGCGGCGGCGUCCCCGGCUCUGAGGCCGACAGCAACAGCACCAUCUACGGCGACUGUAUCCGGCUCGUUUUGCCGUGGGAGUCAUCCAACCGUUCCUCAAGCGACGACUUCAAGCCCGGGGGUGGCGGCACAGGCGGCGCGAAGCUGCUCUGGGAGUGGCGCGCGGCAGACCAUCUCGAUCCCGCUGAGUACCCUCUCCUACCGCACUACGCGCGCGACCACUGGCCGUUCAUCAACGGGCUGGCUGUUGACGGAGACGGCAACAUUGUAGCGUCGCUGCGGAGCGCGUCCAAGGUGAUUGUGAUCAAUCGCGACACGGGCGCCGUCGUGUGGAGCGUGGGCCAGCCGGCCGUCAACCAGCAGCAUUGUCCUGUUGUCCUACCGUCCUCGGGGAACCUCAUGGUGUUUGAUAAUGGGGUGUUUCGGCCCGGGAAGUCGAAGCCGUUUUCCAAGGGGGUGAUCGUGUCGAGGGAGACGAAAGAGGUGAUUUGGGAGUGGAUGGAUGCGAGUACGGGCGGGGUGGGGUUCCUGUCGCCGUUUAUGGGCUCCGCGAUGCCUGUGAAGGGGAGCUCGAAUGUGUUGCUGUGUGAGGGCGCUAUGGGGCGCAUACUGGAGGUGACGCGGGAUGGGCGCGUAGUAUGGGAGUUUGUCGUGCCGCAGUUGCGUGAUUAUCGAGGUUUGAUGGAGGAACGUGAGGUGCUGCGGAUGGAGAAGAUUGGGUCUAUGUAUAAGUCCAAUGGUAUCUUUAGGGCCUACAAGUAUCGGCCGGAGGAGAUUCCUUGGCUAAAGAAAUAA
Messenger RNA from Aspergillus candidus, 1221 nucleotides. RefSeq lists its product as uncharacterized. The coding region runs from base 1 to 1221 and encodes 406 amino acids. NCBI's taxonomy places the organism in Eukaryota, Fungi, Ascomycota, Eurotiomycetes, Eurotiales, Aspergillaceae. The transcript has a single exon. Gene Ontology annotation, molecular function: protein binding; aryl sulfotransferase activity. The record is from RefSeq and is a predicted model, not a curated record.